CUCUCCGACAUCAGUGUGACACUCUCGAGCGAGACGAGAAGCACCAGCAGCGUCAACAGCGACAAGAAGCAGAGCAGAGACUUGGACAUUACACACGCAGCCUUCUACUACUAACUACAGCAGCAGCAGCCCGGUGCGCGGCGCAGAUCCAGGCGGACUCCAUACAGUUGAAUCCAGCGGCAGAGAGGAGUGAGGGGAAAAAAAGUUUGGAGAAAUGCAGUCAGUGUACCAGCACCUGAUCAGCCUGCUGUUUAUCUUCAGCAGCCUGCAGGUUAACCAGCUGACGGAGGGCUGCUCGUGCGCUCUGACGCACCCGCAAGACGCCUUCUGUAACUCCGACAUAGUGAUUCGAGCUAAAGUGGUGGGCAAGAAGCUCCUGAGAGAUGGGCCUUUUGGAACGAUGCGCUACACGGUCAAGCAAAUGAAGAUGUACAAAGGAUUCGACAAGGUGCAGCACGUGCAGCACAUCUACACAGACGCCUCAGAGAGUUUGUGUGGCGUGAAGUUUGACAUCAACAAGUACCAGUACCUGAUCACAGGUCGAGUGUACGAUGACAAGGUCUACACAGGCCUGUGCAACUUCAAUGAGCGGUGGGAGCGCCUCUCAUUGGCCCAGAAGAAAGGCAUCAACCAUCGCUACCAGCUGGGCUGCAACUGCAGGAUUAAGCCCUGCCACUACCUGCCCUGCUUCGUGACCUCAAAGAACGAGUGCCUAUGGACGGACAUGCUGUCCCACUUCGGCUAUCCCGGCUACCAGUCCCGGCACUACGCCUGCAUCCAGCAGAAGGAGGGUUACUGCAGCUGGUACCGGGGCAUGACUGCACGCGACAAAACCACCAUCAACGCCACCGACCCCUGAACCCCAAAGCACCCUGCCUGAAAUCCACUUCCUCCUCCCUGACUCCAUCCCAUCCCGAUCACUUAUAGAGUAUUACAGAACUCUUAAAGCUCACUGGCCUGGGUGAUAAACUCUUUAAAUGGGCAAAAAAAGAGAAAAGAUCAAAUCCAUUACAGUGCCUGUUUCGUAGCACUUCUAAUAGAAAACAAUACCUUUUUUUUGUUGUGUAGAUCUGUUGAACUCAUCAUCAUUUUCCCAAACCAUGAAACAGUUCUUGCACCAAACUCUCUUUACGAUGUUAAACAGGUGACAAAGAUAGGCUUUUAAAAGGUCAAUAAGAAGUGAAAGAACUUGAUCAACCUCUAGUGUGAUCUUCAGAAGUAAUCCCCAAAACAAGCAGUCAGAUGUCCACAAUUAGAAGUCAUUGGCAUUAAUUACUUUCAUUAAGCCUGCUGCCAGCCUAGUAUUGCGGACGCUUUGAGACUAAAACGUCCUAAAGUGUCAGAUGAAUUUCAAAUCAAUGAAAAAGUACAACCAGUGAUCACCAUGUAAAUUUGAAAAGGUGUUACAGUGUGCUUGCUAGCAUUCAAUUCAGUUCUACAUGUCAGAUGCAGAGCCAAGAAUCUCUUCAACAAUACAGAUCGAGUGCCAACGCGAAGUAUAAUCUCUGAAAGUUAUACCUCUUAUUUUGGCUUCAAAAACUUUUUUUUUUAAAAAUGGUAUUGUUUUACAGUGAAGUAUACGUCGAUUAUGUUCAGUUUUUACUGUAACAUGUGUCUUUAUGGAUGGUAAUAUCUCUGCUUACCUGAAUGUUUGCAAUGUAACUCAUUUUGCAGUUAUAUCACAAACUACGCCCUCUCUGUUGAGCACUGAUAUAUCAGAAAAUGCUAAAAAAAAAAUUAAAAAUGUCUGUUACAGUGCCAACACAGGGAAGAGCUCACUUCUUGCAGAGAUCGUGAUAUUUUAUUUUUUGCUGUAUAUAACAUAAGCUACAGAAAUGAACUAUCAACUCAGCUGAAACCUCUGUAAUCCAUUUAUUUAUAUGUUUAUUGGAUUACUCUGUAACCAUGUGGUAUGUCCGUUUGAAAAAGAAGAAAAAAAUAUAGAAUAACUACAUUGUGACAACCAUCACAGCCUGUGCAAACGUCCACAAUGAAGGACUAGCUUCUUCAAUAAAAAGGUGGUACUUAUGGUACUUUUUUUUGUCAGCUUGAUCAAUGAAAGUCAAGUAUAAGCAGAGGUUUCAGACAAUGAGAUAUUUUUUAAGUGUAUAUUCAACCUUUUUGUAUUUAACUAUUUCAAAUGGACAUUAUAUAUAAAUAUAUAUAUAAAUGAAAGUAACAAUAUUGUCACUAAAUUCGUUCUUCUUCACCUGUUCCCAUCUAGGGUUUCUUAUUUUUCCCCAGUGCUGUACCUUCAGUCCAUUCCAAUAACAGACACAGAUUUGCCUCACAGGGAGUAAUGGCCCCUCCAUCGUUAACACUAAAUGCGUAUUGAAUAUUGCUAACACAGGCAGCACUGAGGACACAAACUGUGGCUUUGACCAAGUUACUUGUUUUAAAAAAAAAAGUAUUUUGAUAUUUUGGAAGUACACUUAUUUACUUUCUUGCUUGGAGUAAGAUGAGAAGAUUGUUACCCCUACACUUACAUACCUUAAAUAUGAAGCUACAGCCUGUUAGCUUAGCUUACAGUAGGAUAAAGACACAUCGUAUCUCUGUUUAAUUCAAACAAAUAUCAAAGUGUAAAAACAACAAGUUGAGCUAUUACAGAAAGAGGAUUAAACAAAUGAGAUAUAAGAAAAUAUACAUAUAUAUAUUUGAACAGAGCCAAGCCUGUGGUUUCCAGUCUUAAAGCUAAGCUAACUAUUCUGUUCAUAUGUAAGGGAUAAGUGGUACUGAAAAAUCUUGUCGAACUAUCAGCAAGAAAGCCUAUUUCACCAAAUGUCAGACAAUUUCUAUUCAUUCAUUCAUUCAUCUUCAUUCCAAAAUGAGAAAAAUGUGGAGUUUUCUCUGAGUUCUCUUCAUGUAUAUUCAGAGAACCACCAGAUACUUCAUGCUAAAGUCAGAUCUUAUUAGAGGAGGAAACCAGCUUGUAUCUUGACAUACAAUAUUGAUAAAUGAAUCUAAAUUAGUAUGAAGUUAUUUGAUUGCAGUGAUGUUAAGUAUUCAACUUUCAGCAAAACAUCCCUCAAUCCAUCUUAAGUUUUAACUAAAGUUUAGCUUCAGCCUGUCGGCCUCCUCUUGAUAAUGAAUCUUUGGCUUCAGUUUGCAUCACACAGAUUCACGAUUAGGUAUCAUUUUGUUUUAACAGAACAGGUGACGAAAUACUUUGUGUAAAGCCAACAAAUCUACGUCAGUAAGAGUUAUUUCGUGUGUAAAACAUCUCCUUUGUCUUUAUAUGUGAUGACGAGGCUCUUUCUCCAACUGUGGCGUCUCUGUGUCGAUAUUUCUGUGGUUCAUGUUCGUGUAAAUAUACUGUCUGCUUAACACAGAAACACUUGGUCAAGUUUGAUCCUUUAAAAAAAAAAUCCAAUCAAGGAAGCUGUGUACAGUGUGUGUGUGUGAACACCGAUUCCUGAUGUGUGUGGGGGGGAGUUUCCUUGUAGGGGUUAUAGAAAUGUUUGACUUAAUUUCUGUGUUUUAUAUUUUUAUAAUAAAGAUUUAAUGAAAAACUGGC
Larimichthys crocea (large yellow croaker) is the source of this 3514-nucleotide messenger RNA. Its product is annotated as metalloproteinase inhibitor 3. The record is from RefSeq and is a predicted model, not a curated record. Gene Ontology annotation, cellular component: extracellular matrix. NCBI's taxonomy places the organism in Eukaryota, Metazoa, Chordata, Actinopteri, Sciaenidae. Gene Ontology annotation, biological process: response to cytokine; response to hormone; negative regulation of endopeptidase activity. The transcript is spliced from 5 exons. Bases 215 to 859 code for a protein of 214 amino acids. Gene Ontology annotation, molecular function: metalloendopeptidase inhibitor activity; protease binding.